AUGGGCCGCGGCGGGGCGAUCGGGCGGCCCUACGACGCGCCGGGCGAGGCGAUCGGCACCACCUCCUCCGCGCCCUGGGCAGAGGGCAAGAAGCUGCUGCCGCGCGUGCCCGCCCGCCGCCUGUCGGUUGGCUCGUGGAGCGCUGCGCCGGUGGCGCUCGAGCUCGACUGGGAGAAUGGCAGGCUGGUCCUCGAGUGCCCGCAGGGCCAGUUGGAGGCGCGAUGGGCCGACCUGAGCGGCGAGCUGCGCCCGCACGGCGGCGAUGCGGAGCAGCUCGUCCUCGACCUCUCGCGCCCCCCGCAGUUCCUGCAGCGGCCGCCGCCGGAGCCCGAUGCGGCGGGAGAGGAGGGCGGGUACGUGUACACGACGGACUUCACCGGGGGUGAGGCGUCGCAGGUCGGCCGUUAUCUCGUCCAGCUACCACGGGGCGCCCUCAGCGCGCACGACGACGCGCUGCGGCGCGCAGGCAUCCGGGUGCGGCGUGGCGGAGCUGUCCUCGGCGCGGGCGGGAAGGCCAGCCUCGGCCCGCUCUCUCCUGCGCGGCGGAAGCCGCCGAGCAGCAGCCCGCGUCUCGACGCCAUCACCCUGCAGGAGCAGCUCGAGCGCGCGCUGCGCGAGCGGCAAGCGCGCCCAACCGGCAUCUGCCCCGUCCGCGAGGCGCUGCAUGGCGCAUUGCUCGAGGAGCUGGCCGGUACCAUUGCGCGCGACGAGCCCCGUCGGGGGACGCUGCUGCGGCGCGUCGCCGGCGAGGCGCGCAUGACCAUUGACGCCUACCGUACCGUCUACGAAAAGUCGCUCCUCUUCGGGGCCUCCAAGCUCUCCGAGGCCGCCGCGCUCAAGGGCAACCUCGAGGGCCGGAUCGCGGAGCUGCAGGCGGAGACGGCGAGCUUGGCCGACGAGGUGCGAUCGCUCACCGACCUGUGCGAGUCGCUGGAGCAUCGCGCGCAGCGGGCCGAGGCGCAGGCGGAGGCCGAGACGCACGACGCAUCCGCACUCCGAGCGGAGGGGGAGCAGCUCCAGGGACUGCUCGACGCGCUGCGGCCGGGCUGA
This is a messenger RNA of Emiliania huxleyi CCMP1516, 1050 nucleotides long. RefSeq lists its product as hypothetical. Gene Ontology annotation, molecular function: dynein heavy chain binding. The coding region runs from base 1 to 1050 and encodes 349 amino acids. The transcript has a single exon. Lineage: Eukaryota; Haptophyta; Isochrysidales; Noelaerhabdaceae. The record is from RefSeq and is a predicted model, not a curated record. Gene Ontology annotation, cellular component: axoneme.